AUGAACUUGUCGAAGGACGUCCGUUUUGCUUCUAAGAUGGCUUGCCUUAGGACAGCUGAUUGUCGUCUCCAGGUUUGGCUUGCCUUAGGACAGCUGAUUGUCGUCUCCAGACUUUUACGUCUUUGUUCUUCCAGUCUGAUCAGCAGUUUUGCGAAGGGCGUCUUGUCGUCUCCAGGCUUUUACGUCUUCCGUUCUUCCAGGUCUGAUGCCUUUGUUGCGAAGGGCGUCCCACUUUCUUUUCAGUUCCUCAAGGUGCGCGAAGGGCGUCCCGAUUUCUUUUCAGUUCCUCAAGGUGUCUAG
Messenger RNA from Rodentolepis nana, 300 nucleotides. The record is from the annotation of a GenBank genome assembly. Lineage: Eukaryota; Metazoa; Platyhelminthes; Cestoda; Cyclophyllidea; Hymenolepididae.